Messenger RNA from Dovyalis caffra, 3078 nucleotides. Lineage: Eukaryota; Viridiplantae; Streptophyta; Magnoliopsida; Malpighiales; Salicaceae. The record is from the annotation of a GenBank genome assembly.
AUGGAAGAAACUAUAAAUAUCACCUCAUUAGAGAAGUUCGAUCCAUCCCAUUACUCCAUAGUCCACACCUUAGCUUUAACAAGGUAUGAUACUAGGAAGAUCAAUGAGUUCAAUUCCCCAACCGUUAGUCUUGGCUUCAACUCUGGAAGCUUUACUGGAGGCCGUUGCUGCCGGAUUGAGAGAGAUGCACUUUUAAAGUUCAAGCAUGAUCUCAAAGACCCUUCAAACCGUCUUGCCUCUUGGGAUGGUGUUGGAGAUUGCUGUACAUGGCGUGGAGUCAUUUGUGACAAUGUAACUGGCCAUGUCAUCGAGCUCCGCCUCAGAGGCCUUUCUUUCAAAGACUAUCUUGCUUCAAGUGGUGCUUCCACUAACUAUGAUGAUUAUUUGAGGCUAAUCUUCAGUGGUAAGAUCAAUCCUUCUCUGCUCAGCUUGAAACAUAUGAGGUACUUGGACCUGAGCGACAAUGACUUCCAAGGAAUUCAAAUUCCCAAAUUCUUUGGCUCGAUGGGGAGCUUAAAACACCUUGACCUCUCUGAUGCUGGAUUUUCAGGUAUGAUUCCUUAUCAAUUAGGAAAUCUCUCAAAUCUCCAUUACCUUAAUCUCCAUGAUUAUAAUUCUCAGUUCAACGUUGAGAAUUUAAAUUGGCUUUCUGGACUUUCUUCACUAGAAUUUCUUGAUUUGAGUCUUGUGCCUCUCGGUAAGGUCCUUAAUUGGUUGAAGGUGAUAAGCACACUCCCUUCUUUGGUAGAAUUACAUUUGUCAUACUGCCAACUUCCUUAUGUUCCGUCAAUUCUCAACGUUAACUUUUCAUCCCUUUCCAUCCUCGAUUUAUCAUCCAAUUAUAUUGAUGAAUCGGCAAUUUCCAUGAGAAACUUUCCUAGUUGGAUCUCCCAUCUUAAAACUCUUGUUUCUCUUAAUCUGGCAAACAACAAUUUCCAAGGUCCAAUCCCGAAUAAUCUUCAAAACAUGACGUUGCUUAGGGAACUUGAUUUGUCUAUCAAUCACUUCUAUUCUUCUAUACCUGAUUGGUUGUAUGGUUUUGUCCAUCUUAAGUUCCUUAACCUUCUAUCCAACAACUUGCAAGGUGGUCUUUCACGUUCCAUUCGAAACAUGACCUCUCUGAUUAGCCUUGACUUGUCAUUAAAUCCUAAACUCGAAUUUGAAGGAGGAAUUCCAGCAUCAUUCAAAAACCUUUGCAAUUUGAGAAUACUAUCUUUGUCAUACAUUAAACUAAACCAAGAUAUGGCUGAGGUUCUUGAAAUUCUAUCAGGAUGUGUUUCGGGAGAGCUCGAGUCAUUAGACUUGGCUGGUUGUCUGUUAUUUGGUCAUUUGACCAAUCAUCUUGGACAAUUUAAAAAUCUAGCUUACCUUGAUCUAAGGUCUAAUUCGAUUUCGGGUCCAAUUCCAAUGUCUUUACGAGAUUUGGUUUCCUUAAGAAGUCUAGACCUUUCCGAAAACAAGUUGAAUGGAACUCUUCCAAAAUCUUUUGGGGAGCUUAGUAAGUUGGAAGAGGUAGAUAUUUCUCAUAAUUUGUUAGAGGGUGAUGUUUUUGAAAUUCACUUUGCAAAUCUCAAAAAUUUGAGCAACUUUUCUGCUACUGGAAACCAAUUGAAUUUGAGAGUUAGUCCUGAUUGGAUUCCUCCUCCACUUGUAUUCUUAGAUUUGAGAUCUUGGAAUAUUGGAUCCCAAUUUCCCAUGUGGCUUCGCCCGCUUAAGCAUUUGUCAUAUUUGGAUAUAUCCAACUCGAGUAUUUCGGCUACUGUUCCUAUUUGGUUCUGGACCAUGUCGUUCCGAUUGGAGUAUUUAAAUCUCUCUCACAAUCACAUUUAUGGAGUGAUUCCCAGUAAACUUAAGCUUGAUUUUUCUGCUUCCUACCCUUUAGUCGACUUGAGUUCAAAUCAUUUCAAGGGUCCAUUACCUCCUAUAUUCUCCAAUGUGGGUGCGUUAGAUCUCUCCAACAAUUCAUUUUCAGGUUCCAUAUUCAACUUCUUAUGCCACAACAUGGAUGAGUUGAAGAAUAUGCAAGUUCUUAACCUUGGAGAAAAUCUUUUAAAUGGAGAGAUACCAGAUUGUUGGUUUAGCUGGCAAUAUUUGGUGGCGAUAAAAUUGAGCAACAAUAAAUUUAGCGGCAAUAUUCCUGACUCUAUAGGAACUUUGAGCUUGCUCGAGUCAUUGCACAUUCGCAAUAACAGCCUGUCAGGUAAACUACCGAUAUCAUUGAAAAAUUGUAAUAAAUUGAUCACACUUGAUAUUGGAGAAAAUGGAUUAGUAGGAAGCAUGCCAACAUGGAUUGGAAAGAGAUUCUCCAAGAUGGUUGUUCUAAACAUGCGAGCAAAUAAGUUUUAUGGCCAUAUACCAAAGGAGCUUUGCAAUUUAGCUUCUUUGCAAAUCUUGGAUCUUGCUCACAAUCACCUCUCGGGGAGCAUACCAACGUGUUUCAAUAAUUUCAGUGCCAUGGUUACAAGAAAUGAUUCUCUUGGAAAAAUUUAUCUGGAUAGUGGAUCGUCAACUUUUGACAAUGUGCUUCUCGUGAUGAAAGGAAAAGUCGUCGAGUAUAGCACUAUUCUUAAAUUCGUAAGGAGUAUAGACCUUUCCAGUAAUACUUUACGUGGGAAGAUUCCUAAGGAAGUUACAUGUCUCGGUGAAUUACAAUCUUUGAAUUUAUCACAAAAUUUCUUGACAGGACAAAUUCCUGAGGAUAUAGGUUCCAUGAGAUAUUUGGAAUCUGUUGAUUUUUCUAUAAACCAACUUUCAGGCAAAAUCCCUCAAAGCAUGUCAGAUUUGACGUUUCUCAGUCAUCUCAACUUAUCUGACAACAAAUUAUGGGGGAAAAUUCCUUUAGGAACUCAAUUACAAAGCUUUGGUUCGUCUAGUUUCAGUGGCAACGAACUUUGUGGACCUCCGCUCCCCAAGAAUUGCAGCGUGGAUAAUAAGAUUGAUGUUGAGCAUGAAAUGAAAGAAGAUGACGGUGGACCCAAGGGUAUUUGGUUCUAUGCAAGCAUGGCACUUGGUUUCAUUGUGGGUUUCUGGGCUGUCGUCGGUCCUAUAUUGUUCAAUAGACGGUGGAGAUAUAAGUAG